CGGCGCAAGUCCACGCUGCUGGUGGGCGCGGGCGCGCUGGUGCUGCUGGUGCUGUGCCUGCAGUACAACGCGCUGGGGCUGCAGCAGCAGCAGCCCAUGCAGGCCGCCAUCCAGAGCAACGCCAUCGACGCGCUGGACAAGCAGGACAAGCAGGACCGCUCCAGGUCUGACGGCGGCGUCAAGUUCGUCAAGUCGGUGGAGAGCCCCGUCAUCGUCCCCGCCGUGGUCGAGGACCGGGACCGCGGCGACUCGGCGGUGGCGGCCGUGGCCGCGCGCGUGUACGUGCCGCCGCAGCGCAUGGCCCACUUCGACCUCAAGGGGGCCGCGCCGCGCGUCCCCUACAUCAAGAAGGUGUUCGCCCUGAUGAAGCAGCUCGGCGCCACGGGCGUGGUCCUGGAGUGGGAGGACGCCUUCCCCUUCUGGGGCCCGCUCGAGUCGCUGGCCACCAGCAACGCCUACUCGCGCGCUGACGUGCGCGACAUCCUGCAGUCCGCCAAGGAGAACGGCCUGGAGGUGAUGCCGCUCGUGCAGACGUUCGGCCACGUCGAGUUCGCCCUCAAGCACGCCAAGUACGCCUCGAUCCGCGAGGUGCCGGACUCGCCCCAGGCGCUGUGCCCGUCCAACAACGCCAGCAUGGACUUCAUCAAGGUGAUGAUCGACCAGGUGAUGGAGCUGCACCCCGGCGUGCGCUACCUGCACAUCGGCUGCGACGAGGUGUUCCAAAUGGGCGAGUGCCCGCGCUGCCGCAACACGAUGCGCGAGAACCUGUUCCUGGGCCACGUGGCGCGCGUCGCCAGGUACGUGCGCAGCAAGUACUCGUACCGCGGCCACCCCGUCACCCCCAUCAUCUGGCACGACAUGCUGCAGCACCUCGCGCCGCAGAGCAUGGACGAGUACCACCUCGGCGACCUGGUGGAGCCCAUGAUCUGGGUGUAUGCAGAGGAUGUUUACCGCUUCGUGCCAACUAUCAUUUGGGACAAGUUUGCGUCUGUUUUUCCCCGAGCCUGGACUGCUUCAGCAUUUAAGGGAGCCUUUGGAGAGACCAUGUACAUUCCAAACAUUAAACGCCACCUUGAAAACAACUUGAAGUGGCUAGAAGUCAUGACUAGUGAAGGACCCAAGUUUAAAGAAGGAUUUCAAGGAAUUGUUAUAACUGGAUGGCAACGGUAUGAUCAUUUUGCUGUUCUCUGUGAGUUGCUCCCUGCUGCUAUUCCUUCACUUGCAGUAAACAUGCUCACUGUCACUAAUGGAUUCAUCAAUCCUUCGCUGAAGGGUAAACUGACGACUGCUCUUGGGUGUGCACACAGUAGUGGUGAAGGCCAAAAUUUAGGCGGUAGUGAUUCUGGAGUAGAGACAAAUGCAAUGUUCCUAAACCUAAACUCUGAUCCAUUUUUGUGGGAUAUGUUCAAUCGUUGCUCUUUUCCUGGAGUUUCUUUCUUCCGUCUCACUUACCGAUUACAUAAUGCUCAGAGAGAAGUGCGAGACUACCUUCAUUCUGUGACCAAAGCCAAAGGGUGGAUGACUGACUAUAAUGUGAGACAUAACUUCACAAGCCCCCUGCGGAUAGAUGAGCUUAUGAUGGAACAGCCUCGCGUUUACCACUCUUUGGUUCAACUUGCUCAUAAUGCAAAUGAUGCUCUGAGAGAUGUGUUCGACGCUCAUACCAUUGCUGAGUGGGUGGAGCAAAGAAUAUACCCAGAUAUUAAACGGUUGGAACAGCUCGCUAAAGAUGCAGCUGCACUCAAAGCUAGGAAGGUGUGGCCCAGAAGACCAUUACCUGCACUAGCAGAUCUUGGCAGGUUAGGCAUUUCUUUGCCCGAGGAAGAAAAUGUGGGAUCUGCUACAGACCAUCCUCGCCCCUCAUGAUCUUCUCAGCUGACUUAUCAGCCACAAUAGAUAAUCUGCAUCAUUCAAGAGAGUGGUUUGAUGUAGCUAAUAGACACUGGAAGCAACAGCAGUGUGGUUUUUAGAAUGUCUGAUUCCAGUAUAUUUGAUUUGAUGAUGAGAUUUGACUCCUAGAGAUAUUUCUCUUCUACAUUUCAGUGUCACCACUGUGGACUAGUUUUUAUUUCCUAAAAAUUUUGCUCGUCGUUCAUACUCACAGAAAGAAAUUUAUAGUAUGUAACUAGAAAUUCUGUUAAAAGUUAGCACACAGCUGUUUUUUGUUGUUUUCUCUCUCUCUCUUGAAAGAAAUUUCUAUGUCUAUUAGAUAUAAUCUCUUUGAGACAAGAGUCUAUAAGGUGAUUCAGUGAUCAGUUAUUUAUUAUUUAAAAGAUGAAUAUGCUUAUUCAUACAUUAGGUUGUACCUUGUUAGUAUUUAUUUAUGGAAAACCUUUUUUACAAUGAAUGCGAUUUUCCACUAGUUGUGAAGAGCAAUUUUUGUACCUGCUGUUUGGCUGUCAAGAGCCAGCUUUUACUUCAAGCAUAAGAAUAAUCUCAAUCCUGUAUAAAUUGGAGGUUUUUCCAGUAUGGCAGAUUUCUCACAGGCUCGUACAAUUGGGAACUGUUUAAGGAAGAGCCUUCUUUAUCACUUUAACUUGAACUUGCACUGAUGAUUUUAGUCCCAAAUUAAGGGACAGGAUAAUUGCACUUGCUAGCAGACUGAGAAAACAUAAAUUAAGUCUUGUCAUUUGGUUCAAUUCUCAGUGCCAACAUAUCUGGCAGUCAGUCAGUCUACUGUGGAACAAUUAAGGCAAAGCCAGCAGUUCUGUAAGUUUUUGCCUUCUGUGUUAGUUGCAAAAAAUGAGCAAUUAUUUCUUUUUUCUGUAUGAGAGAAGGGUCCAAAAUCCAAAAUAUGUAAGGCAUUUGUUGUACUAUUUGUGAGUUAUUUAUAUUUCAUUCAAAUCUGCUGGUAGGUUUUGAAUUUUUUUUUCAUAACCUGGAUUUAUUUAAGACAAGGACCUAUUUAUGCAGUAUUUGGUAUUAAGAGGGACUUGGAAGUCCUAUACCUUUGUUGUUGUUUUUUCUUUUCUUUUUCAUGGUGUUGUUUUACUCAUGAAAAGUCACUUAUUUUACCAACUUUCAUCUGUACAGAGGAACAUGAGACAUUGCAUACUGUGAUUUGUGUUCAAAAUGCACAAUGUGACUUUCCUGUUAUUUAUUCAUAUUCUGUUCUUUGUUGGUUUCUCUGCCUUUAAAGUAUUUGAUAAGGUUGUUUCAAUACUGUUUACUUUAUGUGCAUGUUACUUACUUAGGUUUUUUGCCAUGGUUGUGGCAAGUGUGCACUGCCCACUAAUAGAUCGUUCCACUGUUUAUUUUAUGCAUGUGUAUCUCUUGAUGGGACCGAUCAGUUUAAUUAUUUAUGUUGUCUCAAACAUAUUUGUUACAUUUGCAAUACCCUGGAGGUAAAAAGACAUCUCCCUGUUACUGUUUUUUUUUUUCUCUCUAGUACUAUAGCUUGAUGGUUUUGCUUAAUUUCUGAUUUUUCUUUGCUGGUGCAUCAUAUCCCAUCAAGGGCACAAACUGGUAGACAGAUAUGAUAAGAUUAAUUUGUACAUUGAUACUGUGUAGGUGGCAGUUCUCUAGUUGCAAUGCAGAGUUAGGCCACUAGUCACUCCAAAAUUCUAUGCUCUUUUUGGUCUCUCUCCCCAUCACAUUUCCUCCUUUCGUUUUCCAUCUUGUUCUGUUCCCUUUGCUUUAACGAGAAUUAUUUUAUUUCAUGGCAAGGGAUUAAAUGAAGUGGGCCAGUCCCAAAUGAAUUUUUAUGGUUGUUUUUAAUGUUGCUUAUAAAAAUUUAAUGUAAGUUUGAAGUUUUGAUAAUAUUUAACAGUAUUUUUUUUUCAAUCUUAUUAUUUGAUUUAUUGUAAUUCUAGGGCACCCAAUGUAGGGGUUCUGUGUCUAGAAGCACAGUUGUUGUCCAAUGUGAUAAAAGCAGUGUAAAUUUGCUUUAUCUCACUAGCUUUCUUUGAUAUUAUAUUUCUUGACUCUGUUUUUCUGUAGGAUUUGAUUUAUUUUUAGCUGUACCUGCCAUGCCUUUUCAAUAUGUCUCUGCCUCUCUCUUUUUUCCUCCCUUGGAUCAAUAUUUAUUUGUUAUUUUGAAAGGUAUCCUUUUUUUCCCUGUUGUUUGUAAAAGGCACAUCAUACUUAUACUGUUGGAAAGCACAUCACUUAAAUUAUUUAUUUGCUAUUUUUGUCCAAACGUAAAAUUAAGAAUAAGUAUAGACAUUAUUAGCUAAAUACCUGUGUAAAUAUGAAGUGAUUUGUCUGAGACAGUGUGUUUAUGUUGUAUUUCCCUGUUUAAAAAUGUAAAAUUUGUAUGUAAAUAGUGUUUGUAAGACUCCUAUCUAUAUUCUAUAACUCUGGUUAUUUGGUUGGUAAAGAUUUGCCUAAGUGACCUAAACAUUAUCCAUCAGUUCUUUGUAAUGGUGCUAGUUUUUACUAUUAUGUUUAUUUCUCCGGGUCUCUUGUAAUAACUGUGCUGUGCUGAAGGUUUGGUUCCGUUAUGAAUCUAUACAAUGUCAUCAGUGCUGUAGUAAAUGAGUUUCCUGGUUCCUCAUGCUUUCCUACUCCAGAAAAUGUAGUAUUGUACCGCAUACUCUACAACUGAAUUAGAAAAAUUAUGGCAUUUGUAAAAAAAAUUGUUCACAUUGUACUACUGUAGUUCUAUGAAAUGUGUCUAUUUGUUAGGAUGUGAAUGAAUAUGGUAUGCCUGUUUGUAUGUGUUGUGUUGAGUGAAAGUGUGUGUGUUUUUGAAGGUGGACUGUUGUUACCUUUGCGGCUUUAUAGGUUUUUAAUUAAUAAUCAAGCAGUCGCUGUCUUCAGCUAACUGUUGGUAUUCAAUUUGAACGUUUGUAAUUGAUUUCAAGGCGUGUAAUACAACCCCAAUAAUUCACUUGGAUUCUCUUACAUUGAAAUGAAAAUAAUAAAUGUGACUACUUUUCAUUUGA
Molecule: messenger RNA, 4886 nt
Organism: Thrips palmi
Lineage: Eukaryota; Metazoa; Arthropoda; Insecta; Thysanoptera; Thripidae
Product: hexosaminidase D-like
Exons: 7
Biological process (GO): carbohydrate metabolic process
Molecular function (GO): hexosaminidase activity
Source: RefSeq, a predicted model, not a curated record